Molecule: messenger RNA, 1092 nt
Organism: Dictyostelium purpureum
Lineage: Eukaryota; Evosea; Eumycetozoa; Dictyosteliales; Dictyosteliaceae
Exons: 2
Coding region: 1-1092 (363 amino acids)
Biological process (GO): regulation of cyclin-dependent protein serine/threonine kinase activity
Cellular component (GO): cyclin-dependent protein kinase holoenzyme complex; nucleus
Molecular function (GO): cyclin-dependent protein serine/threonine kinase regulator activity; protein kinase binding
Source: RefSeq, a predicted model, not a curated record
AUGGAAUCAAAAAAUAAUAAUAAUAAUAAUAGUAAUAAUACUACUACUACAACUCAAGUUGAUAAUAAAAAUAUAAAUAAUACACAACCACCAAAAACAAAUAAUUACCAAAGAAUGUUCAGAAGAUUAUUACAAAUGAGAAGUUCUCAACCAAAAACAGUUUGCCAAGAAAAAAUUAUUGCUUCAUAUAAAGUAUAUGGUUGGUUAAUUAGUUACGAUCCAGCUUAUGAAUCCACUGCUUUUAGAAAUGAAGUUCUUCUUGCUAUUGAUGAAAUCUUUGAUAUUGUCUUAGCAAUUUUAGAUAUGAUGAAGUGUUCAUCAAAUCUUUUAAUCCCAAUUAUUAUGUAUGCUGAUAAAUUUGUUACCAGAAGUGGUAUUAAACAUAAUCAAUUAUUUAAUUUAUUAUUAACAAGUACUGUUGUCUCAUUAAAAUUCUGGUCAGAAUCAACUCAAGUAAAUAAUGCAAUCAUUGCUGAAAUUUUUAAUUUUUCACUUAAAGAUAUGAAUUUAAUGGAAAGAAGAUUCUUACUCGGUGUCGACUAUAACCUCUUUUUAAAUAGCACCCACGUAAACAAUUUCCUCAUCCAACUUUAUGAAAACCAAAACAUCUUUUUAUCAAGCUUCAAACAUCAAUUUGUUCAACCACAAAUUUUUGUUAUGCCAGCUGACUUAGCCAAAUACCAACAAACUUUAAUUCAUAAAAAACAUUUCGACCAACUUCAAUUAGCCCAAAAGCAACAUUUAGAAAAAUUAGAGUCACAAAAGAAACAACAUGAAGAACAAAUUCAAAAUUUUCAACAACAAAAAAACAAUAUAAUAAAUAACAAUAAUAUAAACAAUACAAAUAUAAUUAACAAUAAUACCAAUACCAAUAAUAUAAAUAUAGUAAAUAAUAAUAAUAAUAUAAAUUUAAAUAAUAACAAUACAAAUAUAAAUUCAAAUUCUUAUAAUAAUAGUCAUCCAACUAAAAAACAACUUACAAAUCAAAGAUACCAACACCAACAAGCUUCAAAUCAACAACAACAAUUACAACAAAAGAUGAAAGAAUCAUCUAUAAAUUAUCAUGUUCAAAUGGUAUCUCCAAUGUGUUAA